UUUAGGGCCAUUAAUUCUGACCACGUGCCUGAGAGGCAAGGUGGAUGGCCCUGGGACAGAGGCAGCUCAUCACUAUGUCCCGGGGAGCAGGACGUCUGCAGGGCACGCUACGGGCUCUCAUCUUCCUCGGCGUCCUCGUGGGCAUGGUGGUGCCCUCUCCUGCGGGCUCCCGCGCCAACAGCACUCUGCUGGCUUCGAGGGGCUGGGGCACCCUGCUGUCCAGGUCUCGGGCUGGGCUGGCUGGAGAGAUUGCCGGCGUGAACUGGGAAAGUGGCUAUUUGGUGGGGAUCAAGCGGCAGCGGAGGCUCUACUGCAACGUGGGCAUCGGCUUCCACCUCCAGGUGCCCCCCGACGGCCGGAUCAGUGGCACCCACGAGGAGAACCCCUACAGCCUGCUGGAGAUUUCCACAGUGGAGCGAGGCGUGGUGAGUCUCUUUGGGGUGAAAAGCGCCCUCUUCGUUGCCAUGAACAGUAAAGGAAGAUUAUACACCACGCCCAGCUUCCAAGAGGAGUGCAAAUUCAGAGAGACCCUCCUGCCCAACAAUUACAACGCCUAUGAGUCAGACCUGUACCGAGGCACCUACAUCGCACUGAGCAAAUACGGACGGGUGAAGCGGGGCAGCAAGGUGUCCCCGACCAUGACCGUCACUCACUUCCUCCCCAGGAUGUAAGGACCCUGAAGGAAGGCUCACAGGUGGAAAGCAAUGUCUUUUCUGUUGGAAUUUUGCACAAGUGAACAAUUCCCCCCUCCCCCCAUGCCCCCCUAUUCGGGCUCCUUUUAUGCUUGGGGGGACCUGAGUCGGUUCCCUUGGCCACCGGACCCCAUGACACGUGACCCACCCAAGCGAGGGGUUGCAGCCGGCAUCCUAGAAUGGCAAUGGAUCCCAUGCUCUGACCUCAUCUGAGGAAAGACGGUCCAGAGACACUUGGGGGGUGGGACCUGGACACAGGAAAAGGCAGGGAGGAAGCCUGUGUGUGUACUGAUGUAUAUCUAUACAUCUUGGCAUAUAUCGUCAGAACCAAGGCAUCUCGGAACAGCAGGCUUCUUCCUCCCGGGGUCAUCGCUUCAGGAAUCUGCCUACAGGAAUGUCACCUGUCAACCCAGCAGGAUUGACACGUGCUCCCAUUCUGCCUCUUUCCAAUCACCCUUCCAUUCAGAGGCCACUGACUGCGCGGGUUGCAUGGAGGUGGGGGCAGCAGCUGUCCUCUAAGUGCAGGGAGGGCAGGGUGACAGGCAGUAAGAUUUAGCUGCUGACCAGAAAGAGUGGGCAGGUACUCCGGGCAUCCUGCAUGUGAGGGCUCUGGGGACACUGGGACACAUUGUCAGGGAGGCUGGGGGAGAAGGGAUCCCCCUCUUGGAGGAAAGGGUAGAGCAGCGUCUCUGGCAGCGGGGGGGAAACCUGCUCGAAGCAGCGGGAGAGACUGAGUGUUCUAGAGAGAGCCUUUCUGCCUGGAAGUCAGUGCUGCGCGUAGCUCGAGAACAAGCUGGGGCCAGGCUGCCUGCCCAUAAUUUUUCCUCACCUUGAACCAGGUCUUAUUUUAACCUCAGAUGACAGGGAUCCUAAUAAUGGCAACCUCUUUGGCGAGGGGUGAGGGGGUACAAAAUAGGCCACGAAGGAAGUAGAGAGGCUUUGGCCUACAGAUGCUAAUUCCUCUCCAGCAACGUCCAGGAAACUCACCCAAGUUCUCAUCUGAUACUCUCACUUCCUUCUCGGGCGUCCUCUGCCACAUGCGCUGGUGCCUGGGUGCAGCGGAAUCGGGCAUCGUGACCUCCGUGCCUGGGUGCAGCGGAAUCGGGCAUCGUGACCUCCGGAGUUUGCCCCCUCUGACCCCCCUACAGUAGGAGAGGAGUGAUAAUCCCGUGAAACAGAGCAGCCAAGCUGAAGCAGCUCCUUGCCGUACGAUGCCUCCUUGCCUCCUGUCCUUUGAGAGUAUUUAAAGAAGAGGUGCCCCAAGCGACUAUAAAUGUUGUCCUCCUGGAGCCUUCAGAUUCCUGAACCAUUGGAACGUUCCUAAACCUGAAACCAGAGAGACCCAUAUCAGAGCACAGAUAUUUUCAGUGUCUGUGGCUUUGCAGAAUGAGCUGACACCCUCUGCGACUCUCGGGGGCCCCAGCCUGCGAGACAAGCCUUCAUCUGCUGCAAAUACCUUCUCCUUUGACAUACCUGUCCAUUUGCAGAGGUGGCCAUCUACAGAUUCACCUGAGAUGAGCUGAGGAUAGAGGUUGGAGAUCCAAGGAAGAGACACCCUACUGGCUGCCUUCUCUGCCUGGCACAUAUCAGGGCAGGUACAUGCUGGGGGAGGAAGAAAAGGCUGCACCAAGGCGGGCGAAGAUGGAGCGGACAGUAAGAGCUCAGGACGAGAGUGGUCGAAACUUGGAUAGAAACUGGACCGAGUUGAGGUCUUGGUCAAGCAGAAGGGGGAGAAAAUUGGUCCAUCUUGACUGUUCAGAAUAUUUCAAGUGUAGGUCUGCUUGGAGGCAGGGGACAAAGCUGAUUGUUUUUCAGGAGGUCUUGUCCUGAGUAACUGGUCUUUUUUAACAGGGUACCUCAGAAACAGAUGCACUCAGGACCUGAGCUGCAUGUCAGUUCCAGAUGAGACGUGGUGGGCGUGUAGGAGGGCUGGGUGGACGGAUGGACCGCGAUCUGGAGAGGAGAAGAAAGUCGCAGGUCCCAAACCAUUCGUUCCCUUCUUCCCAGGUCUUGAGCUCCCUUGCAGGAGGGACUCUUCUAAAGAGAGUCGAGAGCCUCCGGAUGGUUAGAUCUUUCCUGCAACUCCCUAAAGGCUUAUAAAAGUGUCCAAAUCCUGACCAGGAGUUUCCCCAAAUGUCCACUCCCAUCUCUCGUGUUAGGAGUGAGAAUGAGAAACUCUGAAAUCCCAAAGCCAGCCAGGCUUGAUACCCGUCGCUCUAGCAUACGGGUUGUCUAAGGUUGGCAUCGCUAUGGGCAGCUGGACGUCUGUUCUCACUGGUACCAGGGCCCGUGCUGUACCAGUGGUUCCAUACUUUGAAGAUCACCUCUGGAGGUAGGGAUGCAUCACUGACUGUUUCAAAUCCUUCCCAUCCAAAGGAAUUCUCCCAAGGGCUUUCUCUUUGACCUGUGAGUGACUUAGACUUAGGGAAAGUCAAUCCCCAUCCACAGAAGUGGGUUACGGGGCAGGAACAGAGUGACAUCAGCACAGGUGUGCAGAAUCCUCUCCUAGCUGAUCCCCAUCUGAGUUCUGAACUCACCUGUCUGCCCCAUCGGACCCAAAAGGCUGCAGAAGAGGUGGCAGAAGCAGGAGAACAGGGGUGUCCCCACCUUCCCGCUGAGGAUGUACUAAGAAUGACUUGGGUCCUCCCUCCCUCCCCCAGAUCCUGAGCUUUGACCCUGGUUCAUAGAGUUUUGUAGAUAACUGGCCUCUCUUCCUUCCUGAACCUUCUCUAGCAGCUCCAUGCAAAGGUGGGGCUCCAGGAGCCUAGAGGCUGCCUUAUUCCCUCUUCAAGAGCAAACGAUGAAGAAGAGAGCAACACACGUGCACCCCUUGGAGAUGGCUUCCCAGCUGGGACGAGGUUAGCUCAGAACAAACUGGGGGCCAGGACCACAAAGAAUCGGCACCCUCCUCGCGGGGCCAUGGAUAGAGCUCAGAGGAAACCAGAAAAUGCCCUUCUAGGUCCUGCUGUUGACUACAGUGACCAUUUGCUGCCUUCUAAGCCCUUCCCUCCCUUCUUCCCAGAUGGGUUUGCACCUCCCUGGGAAAGCAGCUUAUAGCUUUGUGAUGGAUACCCUGCGGUUCUCCUUCACAGCCUCCUCUCCGCCCCCAUGUCCCCUGCACCUCCUGCACACAUAGCCCAAGCCCCUGGUCAGAGCCGUUCUAUGGCUUAAGAAAAAGGGGAUUUUCUCCUUCCUCCAUCCAGGCUGUAAACCUCUCUCCUUUAGACGCACUGCUUUCUCCCCAGGCCUGGAAUUCUCUUCCAGCCCCGUCCGACCCGGAACAGCUGGGAUUCUCCCGCCCAGGCUGGCUCUGGUCCUCUCUUGUCCAGGAUCUCGGAUCUUUCACAUUCUGAUCCUACAAGAGUCCUGGGGGAGUAAGGAAACACAAAAGGCCGUGAGCUGUCGGUCUCCUUCUCCCCGGGGUUGGACGUCCAUUGCCUCGGCCCACUUUGCACCACAGCCACUAGUACAAACCAAAUGCGUCUGGCCUCCAAGAUACCGGGAUGUCCUCUCUGCCCUCCCUUUCCUUUUUUGCCCCUUUUCAGUGGACACAAGCUAGAAAACUCCUACAUAUUUCUAUCCCAAUGCUUUCCCCCAAGGGCUCUGUGCCUGUUGCCACAGAGAAGGUAUUCUCUGCCACCCGCCACUCAUGCACCUGUGAAGUGGGUCUCUAAUACUUGCCGCCCACCUCUCCUCCCAGCAAGAACCCAGCCACUCGUUCUGCUACCUCCCAGGAAAACUCCAAUUGUAGGAAUGUUUGGGUCAGGGCCGGAAGGAUGGAUAGAAACACUUCAACCUGCACUUGCCCCUCAGCUGGUGUUUGCUCUUCCCAGGACAGGAGGGAGGGGUAAUUAUGCCCAGAACAUCCCGAAUCUAGUCCAUCCUGUGGAUAGCUAACACAGACCCACGUUUGGAUACCUCAUGAACUACCAAAAUUCCACCAUCCGGACAGCUGCAUCUUCGCGCGGGUUUCCCUUUCUGGAAAUCCAUCAGUACCUCAGACUGGGUCCCAGGGCAGAGCUGUCCUCAAGCUCGGGUCUAGUGGGUAGGAAAACUCAGACUGUGUUCAGUCAUGUGUUUGUAAGAUGUGAGGCUUCUAUUUUUUUAAUAUGUAUGUGCUGUGCACAAACCAUAUCCUGUUCCAGCAAAAAAGGAAAAGCUCUUUUUAUACGUUCCUCUAAACUGUUUGACUUCACCCCUCCUAUUAAAACCGACAACGAAUCUCUG
Molecule: messenger RNA, 4919 nt
Organism: Delphinapterus leucas (beluga whale)
Lineage: Eukaryota; Metazoa; Chordata; Mammalia; Artiodactyla; Monodontidae
Gene: FGF6
Product: fibroblast growth factor 6
Molecular function (GO): growth factor activity
Source: RefSeq, a predicted model, not a curated record